AUGGCAUCUUCCUCCUCUCGAACAGAUACUGACAAUGAAGACAAUGAUGACUUUCGCCGCAGCACUCUCGCUGAGCCGCCGCGCAACACUGGCCGCCCCAUGGUUCCACGAGCUGCGAGUCAAGUUGAGCCAGUGUUGCCCUCUCCAUCCAACAAGACUGUUCGGCAACUCUACACUGAAGAUGAGAACAAUCAUAAGGGUUGGCUACUGAUGAUGUGCCUUGGAUUGAAGUCUGCAGAUGGCUCUCGUGAUCUUGGUGAUGUGGAUUGCGAGCCAUGGUCCUUGUUGAAGAAGAAACAGGUCGGAAACCUGAAAACGAAGAAGCCAAAGAUUGUUGCGGAGGUCAAUCGGCGCUGCCAGAUUCCUCUCGUUUCAGUUGGUGAGAAGCGGGAACAACCCAACAAUUGGACAGUAUCUCGACUCAAGCAAUGGCUGAUUGAUCACCCAAUCGAAAAGGAGGAAGAUGUUAGGUUUCUUCAACAUGCCGAAAUGGCAAUUUUUGAAGCCACGAAAAACAUGAUUAGCCAACAGGGGGAGAGUGAAAAGAAAUCGAAGCAGCAAGCUUUCGAGCACCGUGAUUUCUUACGCAUGUUUGCUGCCGCCUGUAAUGACAGGGUCAAGAAGUCACUCAAACUGGCUGGAACUGUGAAAGACCGCCAGAGGUUGGAUGCAAGAAAUCGCAAUGACGCUCCUGACAAUUUCUUCGAGGAGCUACAUGCUGUUUACCACGAUGAUGUGUUUCUCGCCGAGAUACCAUCGAUGCCCAACCUUCACGAGGAUUUCAUUGUUGAGGAUUUGAUUCUCGCCUCAGAAGUUACCCAUUGCUCUGUUGAAUACAUCAAGUCGAAGUGGACCUUCUGCAAGUCCAAGCUCUCGACCUUGAUUGCCCGUUUCGAAAAGAGUGGUGCUGGAGAAGGUCAGAUCCACGAGAAAGCUGCUGAGUACGCUGAAGCUGCAAGUCAAGAGGCCAGUGAAGAGGAAGAAGAACCCGAUUCCGAUUCGUCCAGCGAGGAACAACAAAAAAAGAUGCCAGGGAAGAAAGUUUGGGGCAGUGAUCUAUUGGGAACCUUCCUGCAGGCAGGAGACGAUAAGGCCACGUUCGUGCAUGAAUCCAAAGGUGAGAAGUCCUACCUUCUUUACCUCUGGCAUUUGGCUGACCAGUACCAGAUCUUGGAUCAUGUUGUGAGCCAAGUCUCUAUGGAUGUCGCCGCUACAGGGGAUGCUGUGAAAACAGACACAUCCAAAGUGCAGAAGCCACGCAAGAGGAAGUCAGAAGAUGAAGAAGAGGUUUCGAAUGUCCGGCAAGCAGUCAUUGCUGGCAACGUUGCUCUAGUCGAGAUUGGAUAUCAGCAAUGCUUUGAGAAUCUUCGCAGCAUGAAGAAGGAAUUAAAGGAGAACAGCAUGGCAUUGAUGCAGGAGAAUGCAAAGGUUGGCGACCAGAGGAACGAAAUAGCCAUUAUCUUUUGGAAGGCACAAGUGGAAGACAAUGAAAGGGAAAUUCGCCGCUUAGAGCGGCGUUUGUCUCAUCUUGAAGAAUCCAAGCCAAAGAAGUCAAAGAGUGACUAG
Seminavis robusta is the source of this 1566-nucleotide messenger RNA. Lineage: Eukaryota; Bacillariophyta; Bacillariophyceae; Naviculales; Naviculaceae. The record is from the annotation of a GenBank genome assembly.